GGCGGCGGCGCUGAGGAGGCGACUGAGGCCGGUCGGGGCGGACGGCGACGCAGCCCGAGGCAGAAGUUGUCCCUCGGUAUCGAGGGGGCUUGAUUCCAGGACCCCGCAGAUACCAAAAUCCUGCGGAUGCUCAAGUCCCCUAUAUAUAAUGGCGAAGAUCAAUGCAUACAGUCGGCCCUCCGCAUCCAUGGACUCCCAACCCGGGAUGGAAAACAGUACAGUUUGUGAUUGGUGCAAUGGAAGAAGCUGGAAUGUGCGGGUUAGGGGUGAAAGCAGAUGUGUUGUGUACUUCUCAAUCAAACGAUAUUCUUCAACAUCAAGACUCAAAUUGUGGUGGAACAAGUAACAAGCAUUCCCUGGAAGAGGCUGAAGGCAGUGACUUUAUAACAAAAAACAGAAGUUUGGUGAACCCAGCCUACUGUACACAAGAGCCAAGAGAGGAAAUUCCUGGGCAAGAAGCUAGAACAGAUCCCCCUGAUGGUCAGCAAGAUUCAGAGUGCAACAGGAACAAAGAAAAAACCUUAGGUAAAGAAGUUUUAUUAUUGAUGCAAGCCCUAAACACCCUUUCAACUCCAGAAGAGAAGCUGGCAGCUCUCUGUAAGAAAUAUGCUGAUCUUCUGGAGGAGAGCAGGAAUGUUCAGAAGCAAAUGAAGAUUCUGCAGAAGAAGCAAGCCCAGAUCGUGAAAGAGAAAGUUCACUUGCAGAGUGAGCACAGUAAGGCUAUCUUGGCAAGAAGCAAACUAGAGUCUCUCUGCAGGGAACUUCAGCGUCACAAUAAGACGUUAAAGGAAGAAAAUGUGCAGCAGGCCCGAGAGGAGGAAGAAAGACGGAAAGAAGCAACCGCACACUUCCAAAUUACUUUAAAUGAAAUCCAGGCACAGCUGGAACAGCAUGACAUACACAAUGCCAGACUCCGCCAGGAGAACAUUGAAUUGGGAGAGAAGCUGAAGAAGCUCAUCGAACAGUACUCGAUGAGGGAGGAGCAUAUUGAUAAAGUGUUCAAACAUAAGGAAGUACAACAACAGCUUGUGGAUGUCAAGCUUCACCAGACCUCACAGCUGAUAAAGGAAGCUGAUGAAAAACAUCAGAGAGAGAGAGAGUUUUUGUUAAAGGAAGCAACAGAAUCGAGGCACAAAUAUGAACAAAUGAGACAGCAAGAAGUACAACUAAAACAGCAGCUUUCUCUUUAUAUGGAUAAGUUUGAAGAAUUCCAGACUACCAUGGCAAAAAGCAACGAACUGUUUACAACCUUCCGGCAGGAAAUGGAAAAGAUGACAAAGAAAAUAAAAAAACUGGAAAAAGAAACAAUAUUAUGGCGUACCAAGUGGGAAAACAAUAACAAAGCGCUUCUGCAGAUGGCUGAAGAGGUGAGGUGGUUUCCCGUGACUAAGAAAACUGUCCGCGAUAAAGAGUACAAGGCCUUUCAAAUAAAACUGGAACGGUUAGAGAAGCUGUGCAGGGCUCUUCAGACGGAGAGGAAUGAGCUCAACGAGAAGGUGGAAGUCCUAAAGGAGCAGGUCUCGGGGAAAGUGGCAGGUGCAAAACUAGCACCGCGUGUGACACAGCCCUGUGCAGCCCUGGCUUCUCCUAAGGAGCUGAACACUGCCUGGAACAGCGGUGCUAGAGUCCCCAUGGUGGCCGUGCCCAAGGCAGCCAAGGAGAAGCCAGCCACACACAGGGCCGCGUCCCUAGGCACCGGGCCAACCAUCGAGUCAGUAGACUGAGAUGAAGUGCGAUCACUGUAUCGAGAGCUCUAUUUUGUGUAUAACUUUCUCUGUUAGUAGUAACUAUUGGUUUUGUGGUGAAAAUUUUCUUACUUUUUCUACCAUAUCUGUAUUUUCUUAGAACUACUGGACUUAGGUGGUACAGGAGGCUGCUUAGCAGUUUUGAAUAGUUUUUCCUCAGCUGUGUGGCACAUCUGCUUCGUUUCCCUUCAUUGGAAUGCAUGUGGUCAUUUGCCUUGUCCUUUCUUCACUGCUCCUUGCACAAAAUCAUACUAAUUAAAAUUUCACUCAAGACAGGGCCGACCAUUCAUUACAAGAGAAGUUGGUUCUGAUAAUGGUUCCUUGAUGUGAAAACAAUAAUUCAUUUAAACAUCCUGGCCCCCCAUCAAUAUUAAUUUUAAAAAAAUCAAGAUGAUUAGUUCUGUUUAAUAACCCAUUUAAAUGCCAAGUAAAAAACCCCUCUAGGGUUGGGACAGAAACAAACAGCAUAUUUAACUCAAAAUAGUUUUUUGAUAAUAUAUCACUCGACAAACUGAGGUGGUCAUAGCCUCAAAUUCCUCCAAGUUUUGGCAGACUAUUGUAUCAUGUAAACAAUGCAGUAUAUGCAGGCAAAUAAUUGGACAAACACGCUUAAUGUUUAUGUAACAGUCAUACUGCUUCAGUUUCAGGUUAGUUAGAACCAGUGGUGAAUUUGGACCACCCAGAAGCUUAUUAUGGGGUAGGUGGUUUGUUUUCCAUUUGGGUACACAUCUUCCACUUCCCACAGAAAGCAGCUACUGAUAGCCCUUUAAGACAAUGAGGGUAAAUUAAUGUGCAGCUUUCACCAAGCAGAAGUCCCUCCACUACCUCUGGCUAUUUGAAAUUGGUGUUCGACUUUUAAAACAGUCCUAUCAGCCAAGUUCUCCAUUCAACUGAAACAGAUUUCAUUUCAUUUCCAAAACAGAGAGACUGGAAAUAACAUUUUUAACUUUGGGAAAACUUAGCACAGUUUAAUCAGGAUGUAUCACGAAUGCUUUCCAUUUGUUUCUCACCCUUUUCUUACUGUUUUUAUUUUAAAAGAAAAACAGUAUUAUCAAUGUCUCUACACUUGGAAUGGGGGGACUUUUGAAAUUAAGCACAUCAUCAUUCUUUACAGUGUCAAAUGUAGUAAAUGAUUACUUAGCUACAGUUAUUAAAGUUUUGAUUUUUGUCCCUAGUAUAAUUUGCAUUGAAAUAUAUAAAAAGGCUCCGGUAGAACUAAUGUUAGCACAUUCCACUGAGCAAAGCUACCAAACUGACACUUCUUAAAUUGCUUACUGGACUGAAUAAACUCUUUAACAUUUUAUUUGUAAAAUCCUGUCACAUUCAUGGUCUAUACCAGGGGUCCUCAAACUUUUUAAACAGGGGCCCGUUCACUGUCCCUCAGACCGUUGGAGGGCCAGACUAUAGUUUAAAAAAAACUAUGAACAAAUUCCUAUGCACACUGCACAUAUCUUAUUUUGAAGUAAAAAAACAAAACGGCAAAAACACCCCCAUGUGGCCCACGGGCCGUAGUUUGAGGACGCCUGGUCUAAACUGUAUUGAAAGAAUUGAAAAUUGUCCAGUAGAUAGGAAACGGCACCUGGAGUGGAGGAUUAUAUCUAAGCUUCCACCAUCGGUCAUAUUAAUCAAGGGGCCAGAUGGUGGAGGAAAAGAAAUCCACAAAGUAGGUUAUCUAAUCACUGUCAAAAUGAGUUGGAAACAAACAAUCAUCCCCUCCCUCAAACAGCCUCUUAUAAAUAAAUACCCCUCCCUGCCCUCUGCUUCUAAAUGAAAUAUUGGACUCAUUUCCCAGAGGAAAUGAAGGUAUGUAUAUCAGAAAUAUCUACUUUAAAAUUAGUACUAAUCACAUUUCACAAGAAUUCUGCUGGAUGUACAGCUCUUAAUGUUUUAAGCCAUUUGUGUAGCCCACCACGUCUCAUUGUGGUGUUUGUGUGGAAGACUGUAAAUCUUUGGAUCUGUUGCCUAUUUUCAAGGGCUUUAUAAAGCAAUGUGAUUAACAGUACUUGGCCUGCUGCUUUUGGCUUACUAUGUAUUUUUAGCUAGAUGCUACCAUGGUGUUUAAAGGAUAUAGAUUCUGUCUUGGAUGCAUUUGAUGUCCUUUCAGAAUCUGUCCUCCCAUUAUCCUGUGAAUAAAAACAUAUGGGACCCUGAGAAGGACACUCUCCUAAAGCAGUCACCUCACCAGCCCAGUGUUGUGGCUUUGUAGCACGCUGUUGUACCUAAUAUAUUCUAGAACACUGUACUGCUACUAGGCUGGCCCAGAAAAGAGUUAAAUAAUGUCAAAUUCACUUCAAUUGCAUUUGUUGCACCACCGGAAUCUUGUGUAUUUCUAGUGGCAGUAGAGAAAACGGACCAUUUCAUCCUGACUUGUAGGAGUAUAUUUCUUGGUCUUAAGACCAGUAUUUUUAGUUAUGUAUGCAACUGCCUUUCUUAUAAACACCUGGUUAUCACAAUUCAAUUCUCAGGUGUUGCAGAAAAAUCUACCUCUUUCAGACUGUAGAUGGAAAUAACUGUGAAAAAAUGCAGAUAUCUUCUAGUUUGUGCUAAACACACCGCUUUAUUUUUACAGCCCACGUCUUUCAUGAGGAUACGAAUUGUUGAGGCAGUCUUGUUUUGCUUUUCAAAGACAUUUUGUAGAGAUUUUUCACUAAUGUGAAUCUGAUUUUAUCUACUCAAUUCUGUAUAGAUUAAGUAAAUAUGUAUGAUAAUUUAA
Eptesicus fuscus (big brown bat) is the source of this 4458-nucleotide messenger RNA. RefSeq names its product taxilin gamma (gene TXLNG). Gene Ontology annotation, biological process: regulation of cell cycle. Lineage: Eukaryota; Metazoa; Chordata; Mammalia; Chiroptera; Vespertilionidae. The record is from RefSeq and is a predicted model, not a curated record. The transcript has 11 exons. Bases 162 to 1724 code for a protein of 520 amino acids. Gene Ontology annotation, molecular function: syntaxin binding.